This is a messenger RNA of Sebastes umbrosus (honeycomb rockfish), 2105 nucleotides long. RefSeq names its product peptidyl-prolyl cis-trans isomerase FKBP14-like. The record is from RefSeq and is a predicted model, not a curated record. The transcript has 4 exons. Gene Ontology annotation, molecular function: calcium ion binding; peptidyl-prolyl cis-trans isomerase activity. Lineage: Eukaryota; Metazoa; Chordata; Actinopteri; Perciformes; Sebastidae. Bases 125 to 745 code for a protein of 206 amino acids.
AACAUGCAUGAUGAAAGGUCACUGCCACGUAGAGGACCAGCACGUCGCUGCUUGUUCUCUAAACUUGUUCUCUAAACUUUAGCUUACCUGUUUAUCCUUCUUGAACUUUAAGUGUGGUGGCAGCAUGCUGCUGGUCCUCUGCUCCGCCCUGCUGGUGUCUGUCGGCGGUGGGAAGCUGCCUGAAGCCGAGGUGGAGGUAGAAGUCCUGCACAGACCUUUUCUCUGUCACCGAAAGUCAAAGUACGGAGACCUGAUGCUGGUGCAUCAUGAGGGCUACUUUGAGAACGGGACCAUGUUUCACACCAGUCGAACUGAAGGUGACAAGCAUGCCAUGUGGUUUACGCUGGGCAUCAGAGAAGUGAUCAAAGGCUGGGACAAAGGCCUGCAGGACAUGUGCUCUGGAGAGAGGAGGAAACUGGUCGUACCUCCAGCCCUGGCCUACGGGAAGGACGGCAAAGGUAAGAUCCCACCUGAAAGCACGCUGACCUUCGUCGUCGAGGUGCUUGACAUCAGAAAUGGACCGAGGUCACAUGAGUCUUUCCAGGAGAUGGACCUCAACGAUGACUGGAGGCUCUCCAAGCAUGAGGUGAAAGAGUAUCUGAGGAAAGAGUUUGAGCGUCACGGCUACCCGCCCAACGACACGCUGCAUGAGAACAUGAUGGAGGACAUCUUCACCAAAGAGGAUGCGAACAAAGACGGCUUCAUAUCCUCCAGAGAGUUUACUUACAAACACGACGAACUUUAAAUUCUCUCUCCCUGUCCCACAAACCACUCAGUCGUCCAGCGUCUUCCAGUUUUUAAUUCAGAGUUUUAUUGUUGAAUUAUUAUGAAAGUGUUUCACUUUUAUAGAAGAAUUGUGUUUGUCUGGUGUGUGUGUGACAUGUAAACUCCUCCUGUGUGAAGCUUUGUGGUGAGCUUUGAGCCAACAGGUUUGUUUUACUUCUUCUUUGCAAUUUUGUGUAUCUACUUUUACAAAAGUCCAUUCCACUCCGUCUUGCAUAUAACAUUUUAAAAAAUGUAUUUAUGCAAUUAUCAGUGUCACCAAAUAUCGGAUAGAAAAAACAGGCACGGAGCAAAUGCUUGUAGUGGCAGUGCAUCCAAAGUAAGUGGAUAACAGUUGCCAAAUUUGGCUGUGAAAUUCCCCUUAAUGGAAAUAAAGUGUUUAUUUCCUUUACAAAAUGUUACCAGAUCAAUGUAGUUUACCUUUUGUGGGUCCAUUACGAAAGGAAUUGCUUUUUCUCCUGUACAGUAAACGAAUCAGCCCACUUCAGAGAACAAAUAUCAUUAAAUCAGGCCUCAUUUAAUGCUAUUUUCUUGAUUUAAUGACGAUUGUUUUUCGGAAAUAGACUGAUUCGUUUACGAUAAUCGAUAUGAUGAGAUUGUGUGUGUUUAAGUUAAGUCAUGGAAAUGUGAACUUUGGUAUUUUUAAUUUUCUAUCAAGCAGUUAAACGGGUAUUUCUAUAGGGCAUCAUUAGUUUUCCAUGGUAGACAUGAUAACUUGACAUAGCAGGAAAAGCAGGUGUGAACAGGAAUGUAACCACUCUGUUUCCUUUUCUGUUAAGUGCUCCCAGUAAGCCAGCAUAUGCAACACUCAGGCCCUGGUAAACCUAAAUGGAAUGCAGCCAUAAUUGACGUUAUUAGAGACACCUGUUUGACAUGUGAGAACAACUCUGAGAAAGCUGCAUUGACACAUGCAGACACUGUAGUGUCAAUGCUGAAAUGAUAUAUAUUGUUCAGCCCUGUUCUGCAACAUACACACAAUCUAAUUCUUGCACAUCAAAGUUUACCCUAUUGUGUCUCAGGCAGCUCAAUUAUCUAAUUAUGAAUAAUUCUCUACCAGCUAAAAUCCAAGGAAGACUCAUCUCAAAAGACAAGGUGUUAUUAACUGUACUUGUUAUUUUUAAUAACGUGCUGGAGGCUGUUUUGUUGAUAUUGCAAUGUUCCCACAGUGCCAAUUAGAAUCUGGGCCGUCCAGUUUCUAUAACUUCAGGGUUAUCUAAUUUAAACGCAUCAAGACUCAACUCAAUAUGCAAAUACCUGUUGUGGUAAAGGCAGAUUUUAAUGUCGUAUUUUACAACCAAUAUGAUCAUUAAAGUCAACUUUUU